Lottia gigantea (owl limpet) is the source of this 1308-nucleotide messenger RNA. RefSeq lists its product as hypothetical. The transcript is spliced from 9 exons. Lineage: Eukaryota; Metazoa; Mollusca; Gastropoda; Lottiidae. The record is from RefSeq and is a predicted model, not a curated record. Bases 1 to 1308 code for a protein of 435 amino acids.
AUGCGUAUUUGUGAACUUAAUAAAGAUUGGAUUUUUGCUGGGAUGAGGGUUUUCAUUCAUACAGAGUGUGUUUUAUCAUACAAAUUGACCUCAUAUUGGAGAUUAUCUCUUGAUCUCAGUUGUGGUCGAAACCACGACCAUUAUACACUUACAAAUAUAUUAAAAGAAAACUUUUCAGUGCAAAUAAAUGCACUGGAAGGAAAGCGACCAGAUGAACCAGAUUUUAAAGGUCUAGGUGACUUUUCACCAAUGAAAGCUACCAAUUCUAAUGGACCAAGAAAGAUUUGCUUUCUAACAGUGAACAAUUUUUGGAUUAGUUUGAUUGAAACCAAUUAUGCUGAAUUUGAAUGGUCGGAUUGUGAAGCAUUAGGGUAUUCUAACUGGGAUGUGUCUGAACCUAAUGGUAAUGGUAUGUGUGUCGGGUUCAAUAUCACCAACUUUAAAUGGCAAACUUUUUCUUGUGAUGAAGAAUUUCAAGUAAUUUGUGAGGAGAAGACAGUUGUCGACAAAUGUUGGUUUGAAGAAUUUGUGGAAGUAAGAUUUUCUGAAACUGAUAGAUUAAUAGGAUAUGGUGGCCAUUCCUUAAAGACCUGUCAAAACAGUUGCUUGGGGUUUGGCAGUGACACAACUGAGUGUAUCAUGAUAAGCUUUGAAAAUACCACUGGUGUUUGUCGACUUUUAGAUCAACCUGUUGUCAGAUUAGAAGGAACACCACCAUCAUUUCCCUCGCCAACAUUUAUUACCUACGUUAAGAGAUGUUACGAUUAUUAUGUUUCCGGAGACGAGAUAGUACCAGUGAAUAAAUUGAACUAUCCGGAAACUAAUUGUACAGAAGUUAUCAAUAUAACGACAUCAUUAUUUCCUGAUUCUACUGAAUAUAUUGCAACCUCUAUAAUAGAUUAUAGUAGCGUGAUUACAACAAUAUUUGAUAUAGCUAAUCAGACACCGAUGGUAACCGAAAUUAUACCAUCCAACAUAUUAUGUCCAUGUAAAUGUUUUGCAACAGUAGAAUUAGCUAACGGAACUAAAGAAGCGGAAAUAAUUGCUGAAAUUAAGAAAGAACUUAUUGUUAAUACAACUACAUUGUCAUCAUUUAAGAGAAAAUUAUAUUCAGCAGAAGACAGCAGGAGUUCUGUCGAGGUUGUUGGAAGUAUUGCCAUAGGAUUUUUGGGAUCAUUAUUACUAAUUGUUGCAAUGUUAGACUUUCACCAUUUUAUUCGUGGUGUUCAAAAUAUAUUUGUUAAAUACAAAAACAGAGACAUUUGUAUUGUGUAUCAACCAAAACGAGUAGAAAACAACAUAUCUUAA